AUGCUUCACAUUCCUGCAUUUUUUUCUUUCUUUCACUGUUUUGGUGAUUCCACGGCUCUGAAUGUCUGGGAGACCCUGCUGCCAGGGCAACGACACAAGGAAGAGGAGGGGCUGGAGGAUCUUGCAGAGGAGGCUUUGGAAUCAGGUGACAUGCUCCGUUUGGCUGAGCUGCCGGGAGCGUUUAGGAUAUACAGGGCCUGUCCUGAGUCCAGGGAACAGUGCCGGUCUGCCAUUUCUCUCCUGUACGAAUUAUACACAUCUCAUCAACAAGAAAGGGACACACUGACAGUCCUAGGCGAGAGGCUGGACAGGGACAGCCUGAGACUAAUGUGUCUGCACAUCAGGUUGGCAACUCUUAGAGCGCAGAGAGCAAAAAUGUCCUACAGUGCUCUUCUGGCAGCCCGACAAUCCUGGGAGACAUGGCCACAUGUUAACAGUCCAUGCAGAGCAGAGCAGGCUGUUUUGUGGCUACAGGGUGAAGAAGAAGAGCUAAUGAAGUACUCUGUCUCAGUAUCACCACAGCAGGCACUGCUGCAGUUGCUGGUGCUGACUCAUGAGCAGGAGAGGCAGCACCUGGUCCAGUUGGUACAUGGGGUCUCCAUAGAGGAUCUGCAGUGGCCAGGCUGCACUGUGCCUUCAAAAGAGGGAGAUGACCAUAAACAGGCGUCUUUAAGGGACGUCUGUAUAAAAAGGCUGAGACAAAUCCAUGCCAGCCUGCAGACACAUGGUGAGACUCAGAUCCACUUAGAGCAAACUUACCCUCAGCUACAACCCCAGCCCCAAAUGCAGGCCCACAUAGGCAGCACACUGGCUGAAUGGUCCCAACACCAGCUGGAAGAUUGUGCUCUGCUCCUCUUGACCCAUCUGCUGGAGCUCCAGGAGGUCCAAGCUUCUGCAUUACUGCCAGCGCUGAUGAACGAGAGUACACAGCAUCUCCAAGCUCUGCGAGAUGAGUAUGAAUCUGAACUUCAAGCAAAGCAUUACACCAACCUGCUCCAACUCCUAAUCUCAGAUGCCCCUUUUACCUCAGGCUCUAUACUAAUUCCUAAUACAAACAAGGCACAAAGCAGUAGCAAAGAGCAAAUCCCAGCUGAGUCCUGCUGCAGUGGGCCCAUUGAGGCCCAAAACAUCAGUGAUAAGCCACCUGGAGCUCUGACUGUUGUUUCAGUCAGAAGGGCCAACAGAGAACUACAUGGAGUCCAAGCUGAAGAUGGGACUAACACACAGGAUGUCUGCACAGGUUGUGGAGCAACAAUGGAGGAUCUGCCCUACUUGGAGAUCUUGUGUGUGUCAGAUACAACAAGUAAUACUCACGAGCCCUUCGCUGCAAAGGGGGGAGCAAAGGAUGAGGAAGAGGACAGAGCAACAAAGAGCCCCCAGAGUUAUGAGAAACAGGGCUCACUGAUUGCCCUUGCUUGGAGCAAACCACCAGAGGAUGACACUGACUACGAGACAGAGGCUGCAGACAGAGACACAGCACAGAGCCAAGAUGGUGAGAGCAGUCUGCAGACCAGAGAUAUGUGCAGCACAGCUGAACACUCACAGUGUGAGGAGACUGCUGCAGAAAGCCACGAUGAAGAGUUGAAACCCACUCUGUUCCAGUCUGGUUCCACAGGCCACCCUGACCAACAGUCUCAGCAGUGCAGCGCAGUAGAACAGUUGACCUUGGAGGAGAAGCCAAUACCGACCCUGCAGGUUGUACAACCACAUCUCUUGGUUGACUCUCUUGACAUUAAACAGCAUGCCAAUGACCUCUGUUCUGGAGCAUCUAAUGAGACAUCCAAUGGGGUAGAAGUGGUUGAGGUGGAAAUGUGUCCCACUGCAUCAGAGUCACAGCUGUGGGAUCUGGGAGGGCCUGAACCUGCUCACCCUGAGGACCAGAAAUAUACCUCGCAAGCCACAGCAGACUGUAGCCUCGCAGAGAGGAAGACAAUGAGGGAAUCCACACUGAUGGAGAGAGAGAGAGCAAGAGAACCACUGUCAGCAAUGGAGAGAGAGAGAACGAUGCGCAACCUGGUGGACAUGCAAAGAAAGGUCGAACAGAGGCAGCAGAGAGACAGAGAGAGACAACUGCUGAGGGUUCAAGAACGUCUGUCGAUCAUCCAGAACAGGAAGGCAGAGGAAGAUCUGCUUGGCCUUAAACACACAGACAGGCUAAGACACCUCACACAUGAUCUACCACAGGAGGACAAGAACCAGCAGAAGACAGUUGUCAGAGAGCGACUGGAGCAGCUAAGAAGAGAGCGCUCUUAUGUCAUGCAGUCCAAAAGAGACAGAAAUACUGCAGGAUUCAAGGAACUCCUGGGUCCAGUAACCCUCCACAGCAGAGAAACAGACGACGGAGAGGUCUGAGAUACUAGAGCUGCUUAAAAUUCUUGUCGAGUAAAAGAGGAAUUUUUAGUUAUUUCCAUAUUCAUGAAGGUUGCUGACACUAAUAAACUUCCCAUCACUAAGUAGCACAACAAAUAUAUGGUUCUCUAAUGAUUCAAACUGUAUCAAUCAUUGGUAACAUGCUGUUGUGUGUAAUGCUAUAGAUAUUGUGAGUGGUGGCCUUCCUGUUUGAUGUCAUAUAGAACAUAAAUAUAUCUCAAAAUGCAGAUUGUUUAUAUGAAAAAAAAGAUCUCAACAAACUUAUGGUGACUGUUUAUUAUACAGUUUAAUUAUCAUCUUGACAAACAUAAGCAUCAACAGUAAUAUCAUUUAUCAAUGACCCCUUUUAUUUGUGUACACAUUAUCCCCGUGGCCUAAAUUACAUACACAAUGAGUCGCAAAGGUGCAUGUUAAUAGUCUACACAAGUUCCAUCAUCUCUCCUUAUAUAGACAUUGUUGGUCAUUAUGUUGUGACUACAGGAAGGACACUGAUGUAGACUUUGAUUGCACCUAUGGACUGGGGUUGUAUUUACAGGAUGUGAGUACUGUAACAUGUCAAAGGACGAAAGCUUUGCUAACAACUCUAUGAUGGGGAGAUAUGUAUAAUACAGAGGGUUGGGUGUGG
Thunnus maccoyii (southern bluefin tuna) is the source of this 2995-nucleotide messenger RNA. RefSeq lists its product as uncharacterized. The transcript has 13 exons. The record is from RefSeq and is a predicted model, not a curated record. Lineage: Eukaryota; Metazoa; Chordata; Actinopteri; Scombriformes; Scombridae. Bases 1 to 2352 code for a protein of 783 amino acids.